UUUUACUUUGAGUUCAGCCUCUCCAGACGCACGCGUGGAACAGCGCGUUCCCCCGAGAGGUGAGGCUGGGCUCGUGACAGCCUGCCUGCCGAUUACUGUAAAGUUUGCAGCGUAGACAAUGACGGUGGUGAUGUUACCUGUUUGACUCAGAUUACUUUCAGCAGCAGAGAGUCGUGUUGACUCUGGACUAAAGUUUCGGCGGUGUCGCGCGCUGCUGCAACUUCAGGACCAUCGGCUGUCCGUCCAGGUGGAGACUGAUCAAGCUCCGGUUGACGGGAUUUCUCUGCGAUAAAUGAGUCAAACGACGCAGGGGCAGACUGCGCUGGGACUGACGUACACACCAUGGCAUGGCGAGGGUGGUCAAAACUCUGCUGUGGUGAAAAAUGGCUGCUGCUCAUCUCCCCCAUCUUCCUCCUCUUCUUCACGAUCUCUGUGAUGAUAAUUACUCUCCCACUUCCUUUGCCGCUCGCUUACACUGACCGUCAGUUUUCCCAUGCCCUGAGCUCCAGUGGGGACUUCAGACCCCGGCCCAGGAUCAUUGAGCUCCCUCCAGAAUCUGCCUUCCAGCAGCCACUCACUCACAUACAGCGCAGCACCUGGAAAACAAACAGUGGGAAAGAGAUGUCUAAAUGCUCAGUGGCACCUAAACCUUUUAGGGAUGCUGCUGGUGAUGACAAAAACAGCUUCAAAGGGAGAAGUCACAUAGAACUGCACAGAAAUAAACACAAAGACAUUGCUUCCAAAAGAAGAGAGAUGGCAGCUGCUGUCCAGCAUUCAACCAGUCGUCACCGCCCCAGUCUCCCAGAGUUUACAGUCAACAACACAGGACCAAAACAUAGAAUUAAGCCAAGCAACCACAGUGUUGUGGUAAAGCACACUGCACUGAUAUACAUUCAUGCUGAAAGCAGCAAAUCAACAGCAGCACAUAUCCCUGUUUCAGAAAAUACUCUAAAAAGUGACAUGCAAGCUUCAGACAGAUUGACAAGCAGAUGGAAAGAUAGAAACACAAAAAGAAAUGCAGCGACUCAAAUAAGUGCUAAGAUAGAUGAACAUUACCAGGAUUUGAAAAAACACACACAGCACUCUAGGAAAUCUGACAAAAUCAGUAAGGAGCAGGAGGCUGUGAAAAAGCCCUUUAGGGAUCUCAAAAAACACAAUAAUCUUUCCAAGGAGCAGUUUGAGGUGAAGAAAAAUCCUGGGUCAUUGGACGGUAGAAAGGCUUUGUCCAAACAGGAGGCAGCCAUAAAGAAAGAUGACGGCGGCUGGUGUCUGAGCUUCUCAGGGGAGGACUUUCCAAACAAUGAUCAGAGGAAGAUCAGGAUUAGUCCAGAUCUCCGGCCACUUCCCUGGCUCAGUGAGGAUGACAUCCAGAAGAUGGUGCUCCUCGCUGAGGGUGAGGUGGUCAGUAAGGCCAGAGUACCUGCACAUGGACAGGUUCUCCAAGUGGCACUGGAUCAUCCUGCACACCAGCAGCAGAUAUCACUGAAGAGGGAUUCACCUCAGCAUGGACUUGGCCAACGACAUCCAGAAACCCAUAGUAAGCGCUGCCAGCAGGGGCGCUGCUCCCUGGUCAAACGCACUGAUGACUGGUUUGAAGUGUUUGCCUUCCACCUGGACAGGGUGCUGGGUUUGAACCGAAGUCUCCCCACUGUGCUUAGGAGUUUGCAAAGUGAGAUUUUACCAUAUCGAUACAUCAGGGGCACCCCCAGACCUGUAGUGUGGUGGGAUCCAGAUAUUCAGCACCUUGCAGAUCGAGACCAAGACCAGAACUCUUUUCCACUCAAAUGGGUCCAGUACCAGAAGCUGCUGCAGGUCCACUGUGGGAGUGAAGCAGACCAGAGGUCUGCGCCGUGCGUGGGAGUUGAACAUUCAGAAUGGGGGAGAUUGGCUCUUUUUGACUUCUUAUUACAGGUUAAUGACCGGUUGGAUAGGUACUGCUGUGGUUUCACACCUGAUCCGACAGACAUGUGUGUGGAGAACCUGCUGCACACCAAGUGUGGCAACACUGAGGACCUGCUGCUGGUUCACAUCCUGGUGAAGAAGGCAGAUCCCUCUAGACUGGUGUUCAUAGACAAUGCUGGCAGACCCCAGCAGUCCAGUGACAACCUCAACUUCCGGCUGGUGGAGGGCAUUGAUGAGUUUCCAGAGAGAGCAGUGUCCGUGCUCCAGUCAGGCUGUCUGGAGAGUCUUCUUCUGCACUCCCUUUACACAGACAAGGAAUUCUGGGAUAGCCAAGGUGGGGCCAGCAGUCUCAGGCUUCUUAUCCGCACUGUGGAGCAAAGAGGAAAGAUUCUCCUCCAGCACAUCAGGGACAAGAAAUUAUAGCUCAAGAAGGACCUGUGAUGGAGCUGAGCUGACCAAAAAGAAAUAGAAAACAAACUCAGAAAUAAAUCAUGAGUGUCGUCAUCAGUGAUGAUGAUAUUGUAAAUCAUCAUUUACAUUAAAUACAACAAUCCCAGGGACAACCUUAGGAUCCAUGGACCAAUCUUUUACAGAUUAAAAACCCAAAAGUGGUGAGAUCAGAAAUGUUCCUUCAGCCUCCAAGCCUCUGAGUGGGUGUUGCCAUUUGCAUAUCUGAUUGGUAGCACCAACCAACACAGGAACACAGUAUAAAACUUAGCUAUUAGCUGUAGCAUGCAAGUGAAGCACACACACAGUGUUCAGUUAGCAGGAGUGUUGAAGAGCACAGACAAUAGCACUUUUAAGCUCGUAAAUGUUCUCUUGUUGACAAGAUAACAAAUUCACUGGCCCACAGUGUAUGUUUCCACCAUGGACAUAAAAUAGGAACCGGAUUAAGCGUCAGAGAUGGGUCCAUGUUCAUUGUUAUUAAAGCUGCUCAUUAGUGCAUGAAACCAAACAGUUGGAUUCCUGAAUAUAAAAUUGGCCAGCUCUGCUGCAUAACUUCUGCAGUGUGGGGCUAGAGUAUACCCACCAGAGACUCUUGCUGGCUGAGAGGAUUGCAUAAUGUCUUGGCUCUUCUUGACCUUCCAAAUAUUAUCAGACCAAAUGGCUCAAAUUCUUACAGUGAAACAUGUCAUAAAAUGUUUCUACCAUUUUACCAUAAGCUUGUGUGAAAAAAGUAUUUUUGAAUUAUGUUCUUAUGACACAGUUUGGCCACCUUUUUAGCUUAGCUUCAAAGACUGAUCCAUUUCCUGCAGCAUCGGUUUCCACUGGUGGAACUGGUUAGCUAACAUUGACACUGCAUGAAAAGCAGGAUUUUGGUCAGUAAGCAGCACUGGAGAUUGUCGUGGAAGUUCAGGUUUACAAGUGCACACAGCGAUUUGCAGGCAACAGCAAAAACUGCCGUGAAUCAUCUGAAACUGACAUGGGCCUUGCUUGGCAGUUGUCCCCCUAUGACCUCCCUCCCCCUAAUUCUAGGGGAGGCUUUAACAUGUAAAUGAAAAUGCUGUGAGCUAUACAAAUGCAAAUCAGGGUAGCAGGGGGAGUUUUACCCCAGGUGACCUUUUUCUAAAAGGUCUUAACUUCAUUUUAAGAAAAUCUCUGGUAUAAACAGAUCAGGCUCAGUAUAGCCGAAUUAUAGACUGCAUUUUAGCUUGAUUUAUUUAAUAUAAGUAUGCUAGAUUAAUUACUGUGUCACUGUCAAUGGCCAAUGUUAUGUAAAAAAGAUACACAAAAUGGUUUAUUUAUUUAUUUUUUCUCUCCUGGGAACAAGGUAAAUAUAAAACGCCAGUUGUUAAGAAGUUAAAAUUUGCAUGAAAUCUUUUGAGAUAAGAUAUUAAAAUGUAUAAAUAAUUUCUGUUUAAAAUGUGUGAAUUUCUUGGGUUCUGAAUGUUUAAAAGAAGUUAAAGAAGAAGAAGAAGAAGAAGAAGAAGAAGAAGAAGAAGAAGAAGAAGAAGCCGAGAGUUAAUGGCGUCGAGCAGCUAACAGUGGACUGUGUGUGUCGUCAGUGUCAUGUUUUAUCACUAAUGGACUGUCAGCUGUUGUCAGACGACAUGCUGCGAGUGUGUGAGCUGGAGUCUCCAUUGAAGUGUUUGUGUUGCUGUGAGCAUUUUGUUUUCACAGAACAACCUUGCCUCAUUAAGAGGCCAUGACCUCCUAUUAGCUCUGAUCUAUGUAUGCAAGGCGAGAUUUACAUGAUGCUGAUAAUGAAGCCAUUGUGUUUAAGUAACUUUUAUUGUUUACGCCUUCCUUGUUUAAUUUUAAUGUGACUUACGUAUUAUUUAUACCACUCUCAUUUUAUUGUUUUCCAGCUGCCUGGAUAUUUUUAGGGAUUUCAAUAAGAAGUAGACAGACAACCAGUAGCAUUGUGACAGGUUAAUGCAAAGACAAAUAACACCAUCACUGAACCAAUGCAUAAGCUAGAAGUGCAAACAGUUAUGAAUGGGGGCCAAGCCCCCCCUCGCGACUCGGACCCCAUGCACCACAGAACACAUGGACGUUUGCCCCAAAGGAUGACGGGCUUGGGGCAAAAAUGAGGACAUAGGCCAUUGUCUGAGCCGUGGUACUCGCUGUAAUGGGUAGUGCACUGG
Molecule: messenger RNA, 4490 nt
Organism: Acanthopagrus latus (yellowfin seabream)
Lineage: Eukaryota; Metazoa; Chordata; Actinopteri; Spariformes; Sparidae
Gene: gask1a
Product: golgi associated kinase 1A
Exons: 6
Coding region: 343-2325 (660 amino acids)
Cellular component (GO): Golgi apparatus
Source: RefSeq, a predicted model, not a curated record